AUGUUCUACAAACUCAAAUCUAAAGUGAUAGGUGCUAAAGUGACGUCUGCAGAGAAGAAAAUGGGUUCGACUUUUGAAUAUAUCAGCAACCUUUUGAGCACGAAAUCAAGUAAAAGUGCUCCCUCAACCGUUCUGCAUUUGUUUUGCUGGCACCAAGGAAUUCUCUUUAAAAAACCGCAAGGACCGAAAUAUAUUGCUCGUGCUGUAUGCUGUACUAGCACCUGUUCAACGAGCAAUCGUCGCGGACAGCCCUCCCAAAAAAUCUGUACAGACAACUCCAGUUUCGAGAACAUGGAAAGGGACAGGAUCGGCAUGUGGGGCAACGGAGACAACGUCAUCCCAAGCAUCACCUCCGGGAUAGACAGGAUGAGGAUACCUGGACUGAACAAGGGUAUGGCUUUUACGAUUGAAGAAAGGCAAGCACUUGGAAUCCAUGGCCUACUACCACCUAGAGUCAAGACACAAGAAGAACAGCUCGACCAUUGCAGGAAGUGCUUGGACGCGAUUAAAGAUGAUCUUCACAAAUAUAUCUAUUUGGCAGGCCUCAUGGACCGAAAUGAGAAACUAUUCUACGCCUUCAUCCGCAGAAACAUCGAAGAAAUCAUGCCAUUGGUAUACACACCCACCGUAGGUCUAGCAUGUCAGAAAUUCGGUUUAGUAUUCAGGAGGCCUCGAGGUCUCUUCAUCACGAUCUAUGAUAAGGGGCACGUAUACGACGUACUCAAAAACUGGCCUGAAACUGACGUCCGUGUAAUAUGUGUAACAGAUGGUGAGAGAAUAUUAGGUUUGGGAGACCAAGGUGCAUGCGGAAUGGGUAUUCCAAUUGGAAAGCUUUCCCUAUACACAGCAUUGGCUGGAAUCAAACCACACCAAACCCUGCCCAUCACUAUCGACGUUGGUACCAACAACGAGACCCACUUAAACGACCCACUGUAUAUUGGCUUGAAACAGCAGAGGCUCAGAGGUCAAGAGUAUGAUGACUUGAUUGACGAAUUUAUGCGAGCCGUGGCGAAGAGAUUCGGACAAAACUGUCUGAUUCAGUUCGAAGAUUUUGGAAAUUCUAACGCCUUCAGGUUCUUAGAAAAGUACAGGAAUAACUACUGCACAUUCAACGAUGAUAUUCAAGGGACCGCUAGUGUAGCUGUAUCUGGACUUUUGACGUCAUUGAAGAUCACCAAGAAAAAACUAUCCGAUAACGUAAUUGUGUUCCAAGGUGCAGGAGAAGCCAACUUAGGUAUCGCCCAACUAUGCGUGAUGGCAAUGACGGCCGAAGGUACCCCCGAAGCCGAAGCAAGGAAGAAGAUCUGGAUGGUGGACUCCAAGGGUCUGAUAGUGAAAGACCGACCAGAAGGUGGUAUCAGCGGCCACAAAGUGCAUUAUGCCCAUGAGCAUCCACCCGUCAAGACAUUGGUUGAGGUUGUGAAGACCAUCAAGCCUACCAUGCUGGUAGGAGCUGCUGCAGUUGCUGGGGCCUUCACCACGGAAAUUCUGGAAGAGAUGGCCAAGAAUAACAAGGACCCGGUCAUCUUUGCUCUGAGUAAUCCAACAUAUAAGGCGGAAUGUACUGCAGAACAGGCGUACACCAUCACAAAGGGUAAAGCGAUCUUUGCUAGUGGAAGUCCCUUCCCUGCAUUCGAAUAUCAAGGAAAGACAUUCAUCCCUGGUCAAGGAAACAACUCUUACAUUUUCCCUGGAGUUGGUCUGGCAGCUGUAUGCGCUGGUAUCAGAAAUAUCAGUGAAGAACACUUCUUGAUUGCUGCCCAAGCUCUCAGUGAAUUAGUGACACAGGAUAAUCUAGACCAUGGAAGCAUAUAUCCACCACUUUCCACAAUAAAGGAAUGUUCCGUGAAAAUAGCAGUAAAGGUGAUCGAGUAUGCAUACGAGAAAGGGCAUGCUAUGGUACACCCAAAACCCUCUGACAUAUAUUCCUACGUCCAAGCUCAGUCCUACAACACUGACUAUGAACCAGCCGUAACUGAACCUUGGGACUACCCAGCAAGUUGCAAACUUGACAAGUAAUGCGACUCUUCAACCUAAACCGGACGACUUAACAGCAUUUGUCAAGGCCCAAAUGUACAAUACAGAGUACGAGCCCGCAGUUCCCCCAAUUUACUCGAUACCCAAAUUAUAAAUCGCAUUUUAUUAUUAUAUUUAUAUAUGUGUGUAAAAUGUAAAUAAAUAUUUAAUAUACACUUUUUAAUUCCUUGGCAGUGGGUGAGAAGCGUACGGAAUGUAUAAUAUGCAGAUAUUUAUUAUUUGUUAAUUUUGUGAUAGAUUGACACAUUGUGAACAUUUUAUGAAUAAAUGUAUACCAUAUGUUGUAAAGUACUUUGAUUUUUGGCACAAAGCCUGUUUGACUCGCUGCCUUCAGUGGAACUUUAUUCGUUUAUAUCAAUGUACAACUCAGC
This is a messenger RNA of Acanthoscelides obtectus, 2408 nucleotides long. The record is from the annotation of a GenBank genome assembly. NCBI's taxonomy places the organism in Eukaryota, Metazoa, Arthropoda, Insecta, Coleoptera, Chrysomelidae.